CAUUGAUUGCAUCCUCACCUGACCUCUGACCUUUGUUCUACACGAUCACGAGAAGCAGCUGCACGGGGCAACAGUGUAACCAUGUCAAGCAAAAGACGACACCGACAGCCCACUCAGGAAACAUCCUCUGCAUCAAAGCAGUCUAAGCGUCAGAAGGAGGAAAGCCGGACUGAGCCUCUACAACCAUCUUCAGAACCUGUCUUGUCUACUGAGCUGCAACACUCACCAAGUCUUGAUGAAACACCAUGCACUUCUAAACAGACUGUUCAGCCCAAGCGUAAGAAGGUAAAAGAUGAUGGUGGGAUUUCUCAGCACAAACGUAUAAAAUCAGAGGGUGAGGCUGUGUCUGAUCAACAAAUUUCCACAGAAUCAGCUCAGUCACUUCACUUACAAGACAACGAGAGACAGUCCACAGAAUCCAAACGAGGGACACGGAGGCGGAGUGGUGGUGCAGAUAGUGAGAACUGUGGUAGACAGCCAGCGGUCGACAGGAGUGUCAAGGAAUACCUAGUGGACAUAACGAACUCAUUUGAUAAUCUUUGUAUUAAAGAUGGUAAAAAAAAAAUGAUUCUGAAGAAGAAUGGUGCAGACAUACUUAUCCAGCCAGACCGUGUACAAGGUAGGAGGCUUGCUCUGAUCCGGGGUAGCCAACCUCAAAUUGAUAAGGUCCUCAAGUUCCUCAGGGAGAAGUUUGUUGAUGAGGGAAUCAUCACAGCACACUCAUACUGGCUUCAGUGGGUUCAGGACUCGUUUCCUGACCUGGACUCAUGCCCCUACUUUCUACCUGCUCUCUACCUGAAGCGUGUGCCGAGCAUCCCAGAGACCGUUUCUGGCAGAGAGGUGAAGGUCAUUCAAACAACAUCUCAGGAAGAUGGUUCAGUUCCUCACCACGAGAUCAGAGAUGAUGAAGCAAUGGAUAAGGUUAUCUCCUGUCUUAAAAUAAUGGCUGAAGAGAAUGGAGAAAUUCUGAUUGGAAUGAGUCAGCUUCAUUUUAAACAUUACCUGGGUGAACAUGGGUAUGACGCAGUUGUUGCUAAGCUACCGACUGCUGAUAAAUUUCCUGCUCAUGAGGUUCCUCCUGGACUCACUUUAGAGGAUGUGAAAACUGGAGAAAUAGAUGUGCUCCUUAUUCAUCCAGUUUACGGAUUUGUCGUAUGUGAGGUAAAAAGUACUGGCCCAAAAGAAAAAAAAGUAAUUCAACGGAGACUUAAAAAAGCAGCAAGUCAGUUGGAAAAAGCAAGAAUCAUGUUGAAAUACUUGGUAUCCGACAUCAUCAGUGAUCCACAGAUCACGACAUUGAUGGCUUUUCCCAACCUCAGAAUCGAAAAGCUAGACAAAAUUCUAAGCAAAUUCAAAGAUCUGAGACAGGUUAGUAAAGGUCUAGGGGCGCCGACAAUGGAGCCGUCAGACAUCAGUGCUCGUUGUCUCUGCUCCGAGCAUUUUUCUGACCCCAAAGAGCUUCGGGUUUGGUGGGAUCGACAAGUAAAGGGUUCCAGCAAUGACACUAAAAUGUCAUCAGUUGUGUACAGACUACUGGCAGCCAGGUUCUGUGGCCCAGCAACAACAGUGACUAUGCCAUGUAUAUCUUCCCCUCGCCUGAAUGUCAAGACCCUGGGUCAGGCCGUGCUACAUGCAGGAGAGUGCUAUGUUCAGAUGGCAUUGUUCCAAGAACAAGUUGAACUGCUCACACAGGCGAUGCCCAGAGUAUUUGUGAACGGACCGCCUGGUACAGGCAAGACCGUGGUGUUGUUGUUAAAGGGAAGUGAAUGGCUGCUACAAGGUAAGAAAGUAUUUGUCCUGAGCACAUGGAAGAAAAGUCUUGCAGUAUGUACUAUGCUCCAUUACCAGCUGCAGCUGACAACAAAUGUACAACCCGGUCAACUCCGCUUCCUACAGUACGACUUCGAGGAUAAGAAAGACAGGGACAAAGCCCUGAGCGACUUGUCACAAGAGUCCAAUGGGGAGCUGUUGUAUGUCAUUGCUGACGAAGCUGGGCCUGAUAAGUCAGGGAAAGAAUCACUGUUCAGAACUUUCUGUGACAAGCUUCUGAAAAAGGUUCCCGAUCUUCAUCUGUGGGCGGCAAGUUGUUACAGCAGACACACACACGAUAAAUGGAAGGUGAAAGAUCUGACCAGACCUCUCCGCUGUCCACCAGUCGUAAGGAGAGAAGUGGAGCAGGACAGGGCGAUGACAAAGGACUUCAGUGUCCUCCAGUACGGUGACCGACGAGCUCCGGACUUCACAGACGGACCGAGGCUGAAGAGAAUCACUCACAAGGGCCACGGUCCUGGGCGGCCAGUCAACUGUGUCCAGUGUGGUCGUGAAGUGAUCAGUUUCCUUCAUAACCAUCUGCGUGUUGGGGUUGAAAUGAGUGGUCCGUCAGCGCCACCAGCACUACGGUGGAAAGACGUAGUGGUGCUCUACAGAGAAAACGUCAGCGAGGAAUUCGGCAUCGUCAAGGCUUUCCACGAUCAGAAGAUUCGACAUCGGUUGAUGAAGAAUGACACCAAGGACAUGGAAAUCGUGAAGGAUAUGGCUACGGCCACUAAAAACGUGGUGUGGGUUACUGAUGGAGAUUUGUUUCGCGGGCUAGAGAGGAAAGUCGUCGUGAGUGUGGAAGUUUUCGAUCCAUGGAAGAAAAAUACUAACUCUCUGCCGACGGAAGAGCUAGAGGCAGGUUUACACACCGGUACGCACGAAUUUUAAGGAUUUUCAAAAAUUUAUAAAAAAAUAACUAAAAGAGCUAGAAGAAUAAUUCAAAUUGAUAAUGAUAGAUCAAAAUGUGUAAAAUUUUAACAAUCCUACCUGAAACUUGCUUGAGAGCUCACUUUUAUUAUAGUAAUCCAUACAGAAUCGGGUAGAUGAAGUAGAAAUUUUUUACUACACGUGGUUACACAAGUUGUCACCGUACACGAAGUCCAACAAGAAGAUGACUUAUAGUAACACAUUUUGAUCUUUGAAAACCAAAAAGAAAUGCACACACAUUGUUCUUGUCCAUAGAAAUUCACAAAUGAUGCCAGAUUUUUGAAAAUCCGAGGAACUAGCCGCAUAUUUAUCGUACAUCUUCUCGCCAUUUUUUUUCAAGGGAAAAAGAAAGGUUACUCUGGAAAAUUGACGAUAGUUAAGUCAAGACAGAGUACCCUCCCUUUACAAGGGAAAUAACUGUGUUCAGAAAUGCACAAGCUAUCGUAACUAAGCGAUUUCUUUACCAAAAAAAGCGCUGUAAACGCCAAAAAAA
Molecule: messenger RNA, 3238 nt
Organism: Pomacea canaliculata
Lineage: Eukaryota; Metazoa; Mollusca; Gastropoda; Architaenioglossa; Ampullariidae
Exons: 12
Coding region: 82-2706 (874 amino acids)
Source: RefSeq, a predicted model, not a curated record